Molecule: messenger RNA, 909 nt
Organism: Ylistrum balloti
Lineage: Eukaryota; Metazoa; Mollusca; Bivalvia; Pectinida; Pectinidae
Exons: 6
Coding region: 1-909 (302 amino acids)
Cellular component (GO): extracellular region
Molecular function (GO): chitin binding
Source: RefSeq, a predicted model, not a curated record
AUGAAAUCGGCCAGGAAACAAAGGGAAGCCGGAAGUAAAACAAUGGGAACACAAUUAGAGUUUACAGAUUCGUGUGUAAAAAUUCAAAUAAAAGACUGUACACCCGGCACACAGCUUAUCAACCCCUGCACCUGUAAUUCCUAUUUUGAGUGUGAUACAAAUUUCAAUAUUGUGAACCGGACAUGUGCAGCGGGGACUCUCUACGAUCACAUCACUAACGGGUGUAAUACUGCAAUCAAUGUAGAGGUCAAAGGAAUAUGCAGAACUCAUGAACCAUGGCUUCAGUGCUUGAAUGAGACAGGAGCUGAUAUUCGGAUGCUGGCACAGAAAUGUGGAGGUUCUUAUGUCUCAUCAACAACACAGGCGAUGACACCGCCCCAAGGGGAAGGAUCAGAUGGUGGCACAAACACUGGUCUGAUCGUAGGGGUUGUAGUGGCAUGUACUUUACUGGUGGUUGUUCUUGCCAUCGUCGUCUAUUACUGGUACAAACGUCAAAAGAAAGCACCGAAAAAAUUGAGAGAUCAUCAGGACAGUAUCAAUAAUCCCAGUUAUUUCAACAAGAUCGAGCGCAUAGACAGCGUGUAUGCACAGAUAGACGACAACAUGAAUAACCCUGUGUAUAACACGAACUCACUGGCGAGUACACGUCCUCCUCUACCAGGCAACAGACCUUCAACUCAGUCACCGACAGGAGGUGAUGUAAACAGUCUCGAUUCGAACGACAAGGACAAAACCCUUGAUCUUGAUAUAGCCUACGUGGAACCAUCAGUAAGUGUCAACACCCCCAAGGUGUCACGAACCUCGGAAACAAUGGACUCCUCCCAUGGUUCUGUGUAUUCCGAGGUUCUGGAUCCGGAACCAACUUUUAAUGAUAUUUCUACUCCGUAUGACAACUCAUGGCAAUCAUAG